Molecule: messenger RNA, 919 nt
Organism: Salvelinus sp. IW2-2015
Lineage: Eukaryota; Metazoa; Chordata; Actinopteri; Salmoniformes; Salmonidae
Source: RefSeq, a predicted model, not a curated record
CCCCUCUCUCUCUAAGGACCUGGAGCUGGCCAGUCAUGUUCCGAGGGAUCAGAGCUGUCUGAUUGGCUGCUGCAACAACCUAGAAGAGCCCAGCAGUUACCACAGCCAGACUGAGGAUGAGGACUAUAUGUUGGAGAAACCUCUGGGCUACCUACCUCUCCACCAUGAGCUGGACAGUGGCCUGGGCUGGACCGACGGUAGCCUGCACCAGGGAGACCUCUCUGGCCUGGAGACAGAGGAGGGGGGUCUGGAGGAAUGUCACCCCAGGGGAGGGGGCCUGGCGGUCAGUGGAGGAGGGGGUGGAGGUGGAGGGUCUCCAUCAUCUGAGUCCUUCAUCUCGUCUGAGCUGAGUGACUCAGGGUUCUACAGCGUGAGCACGGGAGAGUUCCGCCGCUUCCAGAGGCUGUUAGAGAAGCGCAUGUGCCUGUACAAAGCUCGUCUCCACCACCAGAGGGAGGUGUGCGAGCGGGAACGCCGCGACAGCUGCCAGAAGAACCACAGAGAGCUGCUUGAAGCCAUCCCUGAGGCACUGACCAUGCAGCCCCAGCCCUCCUGCUCCAUGCCUGGCCUGGCCGCUCCAUCCAUGGGCCCUCCACCCCACGGACUCUUCAGGGUGUCGUCCGUCCAGUUCCGGAAGGCGGAUCGUCCCUGUCUGAGCAGACACAGCUCAAGUAGCGGGUCCCUAUUCAACCCUCACCACGCCCCUGCGCCCCUCUCUGCCCAUGCGCCUGUCCUCUCCACUUGCAGUACCCCCUCCGGCCACCGCAGGCCGCCACCUCCACUGCAGCACCAGGGCUCCAGUUCAAUGGGGCAGCUGCGGAGAAGUAGAACCCUGCACCACCGUGGCCCACCCCAGGAGCGUGUCAGACGGGCCAGUCACCCGUCCUCCCCCUCUUACGCCACCCUGCAGCACUGUGGA